AUCCAAGUGAUGCGGCUGAACCAUCAUCUGCCGAUGGUUAAUUGUGCCAAUGUACCGUACCAGUUCCAAGAGUUUUCCAAGUCUGAAGAGCCCACAAUUUAUUUCUGCACACAGCUCGACCACAUACCGGUAUCCCAAAUCAUCUUCUUUCUCCCAUCAAUCAGUUACUACUACUAGCUAGCUAUCUAACUAACAAGUCUAAGCAAGCCACCAUCAUGUACGGAGACGAACCCAAAAAGCCGUUUGUGGUCAUUAUCGGUGCUGGUGUUGCAGGAUGCGCUGCGGCUGGUGCUCUUCAGGACUAUGGUAUUGACUUUGUGGUGUUUGACAAGCACAGCCGACCGGGAGGUCUUUGGGCAGACAACUACCCUGGAGCCAAAGUCCAAUCGACGUUUGAACUGUACGAGUAUCCGUGCAAACGGUUUCCCGCGCGCAUUCGAAACCGUCAAGACCCACCAGCCCCCACGGCAGACGAAGUCUGCACGUAUCUAGAAGACUACAUACGAGACAAGGACAUGGCAUCCAAGUUUCGCUUCAACACGUACGUGUCGGAUGUCUUGUGUACGGCCGAAGACAAUUGGAUUGUCGAGUUUGAUGGAUUGGCCACCAAGUGCUUUACGUACGUCAUUGUCUGCAAUGGAUUGGUGUCGUCCAAGCCCAAUCAUAUUUUACUACAAGGCGCGGAAGCCUUCAAGAACCAUGGGGGCAAGAUUCUCCAUAGUUCGGAACGUCGCGACGAUCUCGUCUUGGAGGGAAAGCGGGUCUUGGUCAUUGGCAAUGGGAAGAGUGCUGUGGAUGCCGCCACGGCGGCCGCAACGGCAGCGACAGCCAGUGGUGGGACCAAAAUGCCCAUUCAAUUGGCACGACGUCAGACAUGGUAUCUUCCUCGUUACUUUUUUGGAUGCAUUCAAUACAAAUGGAUGUUUCAUACCCGGCUGGGAUCCGCCAUGUUGCCACGGUACUACGAGAGUUCCCAUCCCGUACUCAAGCUACUGCACAGUCUCUUUACCCCCCUCAAGUGGCUGCUGUGGCGAAUAAUGGAAGUCCUAUUGCUACUGCAGUUUCGUCUCCCCAUGCGACUGUGGCCGACAAUGGGGACCAUGGAGAGUGCCACGUUGGAAACGUCUGCCUUGGUUACCGACAAGGAACACUUGGAUCGACUUCGUACCGGCAAGGUGGAUAUGCGCAUUGGAAGCGUACAGCGACUGGAAGCCAAUAAGGCCAUUCUCUCGGACGGCACCGAAGAACCGGUGGAUAUCAUUAUUCUCGCAACGGGAUGGAAACUGUCGUAUGAUCAGUUCCUUUGCGCCGACAGUAUCUUUGCCGGUCUCGACUUUAGUAAAGACGGCCUCGAUUUUUCCAGCGAUGGUUUGUGGCUCUAUCGCAAUGUCUUGCCAGCCGGAUUCAAGGGAAUGGCAUUUGUGGGUUCCAACACGUUGACAUUUAUGAAUAUCUUUACAGCCUACAUUCAAGCCUACUGGCUGGCCGAACUGUUGGCCGGAGUUCGUCCUUGGCCCGAUGAAACGCACAUGAAGGAGACCAUUGAACGAGAAAAGGUGUACAAACGCCAGUACUACAAAGCCAGCGAGAUGCGUGGAGCAUCGGUCGAGUCCUACAUGCAGCACUAUCACGAUGUGCUAAUGCGUGAAAUGGUCCACUCGCGUCCGGCAUUUCACUGUUGCGUCCGACCCGUAGCCCAUUGGCUCGUGCCCAUUCUUCCCAAGACAUUACAGGGAUGCCUGGAACCAUUGGAUGUCGCCGCGAAACCAGCUUCUGUGAACGAGUCCGUCACGGAAGCGACGAACAGUAUCCGUGGAAGUCGUUCCAAGCGUCCUAACAACGAUCAAGACAAGGGAUCAUCCUCUACUUCUUCCAACGAGGAGGAGGAGGAGGAGAGCAGCAGCAGUAGUCGUCGUCUGUUCUUUGCUGCUCGUUUCAAGCGUGGUGGUGCCAGUGCUACUUCGGAGACAAAUGGUGUCUCUCACAAGUCAUCCUCGUUGUCCGACGAUGGGGACAGCGGCAGCUGCGGUUCUUCUUCCGUGGCACAACGCUUCAAUAUGAACUUUCAAGAUGAGCUCUAAUAAAUUGCGCUGCGGUACAUCUACGGCUUCGCAUUACCGGUACACAAUUACUGGUACAAUAACUCGUUUUAUAAAAAGUACCAUGCAUUCUA
Molecule: messenger RNA, 2173 nt
Organism: Seminavis robusta
Lineage: Eukaryota; Bacillariophyta; Bacillariophyceae; Naviculales; Naviculaceae
Source: the annotation of a GenBank genome assembly